AUGUCAGUCACAGAAUUUCCACCUCUACUCAGUGAAGAUGAAUGUCAAAAAUACAAAGUACCCUUGAAAUGGAGAGAUAGAUGUGCUGCUUACUUUGCAUUAUUCCAAACUUGUUUAAUAAGACAAUCUGCAAACUCGUCAAUAAGUUGUAAACAUGAUAAACAUGCAUGGGAAGAAUGUGAGAAUUUAGAUUUGAUAAGAAGGAAGCAAUUAUUACAAGAAGCUAAAUCGAGUUGA
Messenger RNA from Lodderomyces pseudojiufengensis, 237 nucleotides. RefSeq lists its product as uncharacterized. The record is from RefSeq and is a predicted model, not a curated record. Bases 1 to 237 code for a protein of 78 amino acids. Lineage: Eukaryota; Fungi; Ascomycota; Pichiomycetes; Serinales; Debaryomycetaceae. Gene Ontology annotation, cellular component: mitochondrion. The transcript is spliced from 2 exons.